Condylura cristata (star-nosed mole) is the source of this 1775-nucleotide messenger RNA. It is a transcript of the gene QTMAN, whose product is annotated as glycosyltransferase-like domain containing 1. The transcript is spliced from 11 exons. The record is from RefSeq and is a predicted model, not a curated record. NCBI's taxonomy places the organism in Eukaryota, Metazoa, Chordata, Mammalia, Eulipotyphla, Talpidae. Gene Ontology annotation, molecular function: glycosyltransferase activity. Bases 185 to 1552 code for a protein of 455 amino acids.
GAAACUUUCUAUCGUAAUGAUCAUCAAUCCCAUUCUCCUCUUUCCCUGAUCUCCUGGGGAGCAAGUAUUCUGAGAUAUUUGGCCUUUCUUUAUCCUAUGUGAUUUUAAACAAGAUUAGGUGAUUGUGAAUCUUGAAUUUCUUGGUCUCUGGUCUCUUCAGCAGGGUGAAGGUUUGAAAGAACCAAUGAGUAUCCUCGUCGUUGAGGCAUUCUAUGGAGGGUCCCAUAAACAGCUGGCGGAUCUGCUCCAAGAAGAAUUAGAAGACUGUGUCCUUUAUACGCUCCCUGCAAAGAAAUGGCAUUGGAGAGCACGUACAUCGGCUUUAUACUUCUCUCAGAAUAUUCCUGUCAGUGAGCAUUACAGGAUCCUCUUUGCAAGCUCAGUGCUUAACCUGACCGAACUGGCUGCCCUUCGGCCUGACCUUGGGAAACUGAAAAAGAUUCUAUACUUCCACGAGAAUCAAUUGGUAUAUCCUGUCAAAAAAUGUCAGGAGAGGGAUUUCCAAUAUGGAUACAACCAAAUUCUCUCAUGCUUGGUGGCUGAUGUGGUAGUAUUCAACUCAGUUUUUAAUAUGGAGUCAUUUCUCACUUCUAUUGGAAAAUUUAUGAAGCUGAUUCCUGAUCACAGACCCAAGGAUCUGGAAAGCAUCAUCAGACCCAAAUGCCAAGUUAUUUACUUUCCCAUCAGGUUUCCCGAUGUAAGCAGAUUCAUGCCCCAGCACAAAACAGCCCAUUUGCAAAAGAUGCUCAGCCUUCAAGGAAAUGGUGGUGCUGCUCGAUCUAUGGCUCAUUCUUUCCAACAAGAGCAGAGAAGUUCUGAGAAUGUAUUAAAGAAUUCGGCUUCACAAUCUGGACCUUGCAAUACUGCACCGCAAGAAAACCUGGGUAGCUCAUUAAUGCAGGAGUCAGAUUUGAACGUAUGCAACUCGGCAGAUCAUUCAAGCUCUCCUCUUGGGGGAAAUAAGCAAAAUUUGGCUGUUAAUCCUUGUGACGUUUUGGGUGGAGCUGCUGAUCAGCAAAGACCGCUGCACCUUGUCUGGCCUCACAGGUGGGAGCAUGAUAAAGAUCCAGAGAGUUUUUUUAAGGUAUUAAUGCAUCUGAAGGACUUAGGACUCAAUUUCCAUGUGUCUGUCCUUGGAGAAACCUUCACAGAUGUCCCAGAUAUAUUUUCAGAGUCCAAAAAGGCAUUGGGAUCGUCUGUCUUACAUUGGGGCUACUUACCCAGCAAAGAUGACUAUUUCCAAGUACUGUGCAUGGCUGAUGUUGUCAUCUCAACAGCUAAGCAUGAAUUCUUUGGAGUGGCAAUGUUGGAAGCUGUGUAUUGUGGUUGUUACCCACUUUGUCCCAAAGAUUUGGUUUAUCCUGAAAUAUUUCCAGCUGAAUAUCUGUAUUCUACACCUGAACAGCUUUCAAAAAGGCUCCAGAAUUUCUGCAAGAGACCAGAUAUUAUAAGAAAACAUCUCUAUAAGGGUGCAAUAACUCCUUUUUCCUGGGCAGCCCUACAUGGUAAAUUCAGGUCUCUGCUUACAACAGAACCUAAGGAAGAUUUGUGACAGAUGGGGCUAAGUCACAAACUUGCAGCCUAAGGCAGAAUCUGUAGAACUUUCCAGAGUGUGCCCAUAUUUACCUGAUCAGAGAGAAAAGAAAAUCUGCAGAGGAAGCUGAGCCUGGCUGCUUGUCAUAGCUGACACAGAGCCAUCUGCCACAAACCUGUGGCGGCUUCAGAUCUCCAAUCCCUGCCACCACCCCAACUCAAAUUAAAUACAGAUUCCUAGA